GAUCAGCUGAUCGGCGCACUUGUAGUUCCAUUCAUGCGGUCGCGUCGAACAGUUCCUUUCCGUGGAAUUCUUUCUCGAUUACACAAUGAGCGUUUCGAAAGUGCAGAACGGUGACUAUUGUGAUUACCGCAGUCCUUUAUCGACCCGGUACGCUUCGAAGGAGAUGCGGUACAAUUUCAGUGACCAAAAUAAAUUCAGCACGUGGCGCAAGCUCUGGAUCUACCUGGCUAAGGCUGAAAUGGAGCUCGGCCUGGCCAUCAAGCCGCAGCAGAUCGCCGAAAUGGAGUCACACGUGAACGACAUCGAUUUUGAAGCCGUCGCCAAAGAGGAAAGGGCGACGAGGCACGAUGUGAUGGCGCAUGUUCACGUUUUUAGCGAACAGUGUCCACUGGCUGCACCCAUCAUCCACCUGGGCGCGACCAGCUGUUACGUUGGUGACAAUACGGACCUCUUAAUCUUGCGCCAAGGCUUCGACAUAUUGCUGCCGAAACUGGGCAGCGUAAUUCGGCACCUCGCAAAAUUCGCUCUCGAGAAUCGCAGCUUGCCAACUUUGGGCUUCACUCAUCUUCAACCAGCGCAACUGACGACAGUCGGCAAAAGAGCAACGCUAUGGUUGCAAGACUUGUUGAUGGACGAAAGGGCCAUUCGUCGCGCCAGAAACGAUCUCAGAUUCCGUGGAGUCAAGGGCACUACUGGCACCCAAGCGUCUUUCCUUCAGCUAUUCAACGGUGAUGCGGAGAAGGUGAGGCGAUUAGAUGAUCUUGUCACUAAGAUGGCUGGCUUCGAAAAGCAUUAUGCUGUUACCGGACAGACUUACAGUAGAAAAGUCGAUAUAGAAUGCUUGAACGCCUUGAGUUCACUCGGCGCGACCGUCCACAAGAUUUGCACGGACAUUCGUCUUCUCGCGAACAUGAAGGAAAUCGAAGAGCCCUUCGAAAGUACGCAGAUAGGCUCGAGCGCGAUGCCGUACAAACGCAAUCCAAUGCGCUCCGAGAGAUGCUGCAGCGUGGCACGUCACCUGAUGACGCUGGUCAACAACGUCCUCAAUACUGCGGCGACCCAGUGGAUGGAACGAACGUUGGACGACUCAGCGAAUCGUCGGAUCACCUUGUCGGAGGCUUUCCUCUCGGCCGAUACAAUCCUGAUGACUCUUCAAAAUAUUACGCAAGGAUUGAUCGUUUACCCCAAAGUCAUCGCCAGACAUGUGGCGCAAGAGUUACCCUUCAUGUCCACUGAGAAUGUGAUAAUGGCCAUGGUGAAAGCUGGCGGCGACAGGCAGGUCUGUCAUGAAAAAAUUCGCGUGUUAUCGCACGAAGCCGGAGCCCAAGUGAAGCAACAUGGCUUGGAUAACGAUCUGGUUGAUAGGAUCAGAAAAGAUUCAUAUUUUGCGCCAAUCUUACCUCAACUGGAUGAUUUGCUCAACCCAGCGACUUUCGUCGGUAGGGCGCCUGAGCAAGUCGUCGAGUUCCUCGAAGAAGAAGUGUAUCCUAUGCUCGAGAAUUAUAAGGAAAUAGAAAGCGAGACUGUCGAACUCAGUAUUUGAAUCCUUGAAGAUAAAUAUUUGAAUAUUUGAAUCCUUGAAGAAGAAAUUUAAUAGUUUUGUAGAAAUCUCUUCAAGAGUAUCUUCCAAAGAAACUUUUAUACGAUGUUAUCAAAUUAUUAUUUAGAAUAGAGAGUACAGUUGGAAUAUUUUUUAUAAUGAAAAAUUAUAAAAAAUUAUGCGCAUAAAGACACAUUUUAUUCAUUGUUAACAUUUCUUACAUUGAUAAAAUAACUUGUAAAAAAAUAAAUCGCACUGUUCGCCGUAGAUGCGCGCACGCGUUCUCUAUUGUCGUCUGUAAUAUUCC
This is a messenger RNA of Camponotus floridanus (Florida carpenter ant), 1847 nucleotides long. It is a transcript of the gene Adsl, whose product is annotated as adenylosuccinate lyase. Gene Ontology annotation, biological process: 'de novo' AMP biosynthetic process. Gene Ontology annotation, cellular component: cytosol. The transcript has 6 exons. The coding region runs from base 86 to 1543 and encodes 485 amino acids. NCBI's taxonomy places the organism in Eukaryota, Metazoa, Arthropoda, Insecta, Hymenoptera, Formicidae. The record is from RefSeq and is a predicted model, not a curated record. Gene Ontology annotation, molecular function: N6-(1,2-dicarboxyethyl)AMP AMP-lyase (fumarate-forming) activity; (S)-2-(5-amino-1-(5-phospho-D-ribosyl)imidazole-4-carboxamido) succinate lyase (fumarate-forming) activity.